AUGGACGAUGAGUGGUUGGAGAGGCAAAGAAGAGUGAGGCUAUAUGAGAUUUCAGUAUCUGCCCUUCCAAGCAUCAUCCCUCUGUUUAAGUAUUUCGUUGUCAUAGACUUUGAGGCAACCUGUGAUAAAGAGAGGAAUCCCCAUCCACAGGAGAUUACCAAGUUCCCAUCUGUAAUAGUGAACAGUUCAACUGGCCAACUUGAAGAUUAUUUUCAAAUAUAUGUGCGGCCUACAUACAAUCAACUCCUGAGUGAUUUCCGCAAGGAGCUUACUGGUAUUAAGCAGGUUCAGGUGGAUAAAGCCGUUCUUCUAAGCGAAGCAUUACUUCUUCAUGAUCAAUGGCUUGAAGAUAAGGGGAUCAAGCAAACCAACUUUGCUGUUGUAACAUGGUCGAACUGGGAUUGUCGGGUAAUGCUGGAAUCUGAAUGCCGAUUUAGAAGGAUCAGGAAACCACCAUACUUCAACAGAUCGAUCAACUUGAAGGUUCCAUUCCAUGAGGUAUUUGUUGGGGCAAAGUGCAACCUUGAAGAGGCCGUUGAGCUAGCUGGCCUGGUAUGGGAAGGCCGUGCUCACUGUGGGUUAGAUGAUGCUAAGAACGCUGCCUGUCUGCUUGCCCAUCUCAUGCAUCGUGGAUUUAGGUUUACCAUAACAAACUCGCUGGUUUGGCAGUCAGUAGAUCAUCCAUUAACAGUGCAGCCAUUUCUGGAUCGCCAAUCUAGCUCCACCCAGCAACCCUACAGGACAAAGCACCAUAAUUCCUUGCCCUUCGUCCAGUUCCAUCCUGUACAAGCUGUUCCCAACAAAGAUCACUGCAUGUACUGCUUUUGCGGAGUUAAAACAAGUGGGCGAAUGAUCAGAAAACCUGGACCAAGACACGGCAGUUCCUUUCUCGGGUGUGGUAAUUGGACUGUCAGAAGAAGCGCCCUCUGCCCAUAUUUCGAAUGGGCUUCACCCUGAAUUAUGCAGAAGGAUCUCCAUCAUUUUCACUUAUUUCAAAAGUAUCAAAUACCAUCAUCACAUCAGAUAAGAAAAAGAAACAUAAGAGAGAGCGAGAGAGGUCUCCUAUGAGAACAACUUAGCCAUGGCUGCUACUGAUGCGUCUACAUUUCGCAAAUUGUGUGGCCAAGGUGUCGUCUCUGUUCACUACUGCCUCUUAAGAAGUCCAGCAGGGAAAUGUGGGGAAACCCUUCCAAACCCACCUGUAAAAAUGACUUCUUGUUUGUAUCUGAGAGUGAAACAAUGAGAUAGGAAACGGCUUUACAUAGGAGGGAAUGCUUUUACAAUGAACAGACAUGGCUGACAACGGUUCUAAAUAAUUUUAUGAUAUGGAUUAAAGAACUUUCUUUAUUAUUCGGAAUGGGCACUCAUCCUUCUCCCCUUUUCUUUUUUUUUCAUAUUUGAUUUAUCAAUCACUAAUUUAUCUGCAACAUCAAGUAACAGUGACACACAAAGAUGAAAGGGAAUGGGCAG
Messenger RNA from Mangifera indica (mango), 1470 nucleotides. Its product is annotated as ERI1 exoribonuclease 2-like. NCBI's taxonomy places the organism in Eukaryota, Viridiplantae, Streptophyta, Magnoliopsida, Sapindales, Anacardiaceae. Gene Ontology annotation, biological process: exonucleolytic trimming to generate mature 3'-end of 5.8S rRNA from tricistronic rRNA transcript (SSU-rRNA, 5.8S rRNA, LSU-rRNA). The record is from RefSeq and is a predicted model, not a curated record. Gene Ontology annotation, molecular function: nucleic acid binding; 3'-5'-RNA exonuclease activity; zinc ion binding.